Pistacia vera is the source of this 1097-nucleotide messenger RNA. Its product is annotated as protein RTE1-HOMOLOG. The coding region runs from base 249 to 944 and encodes 231 amino acids. The record is from RefSeq and is a predicted model, not a curated record. Gene Ontology annotation, biological process: regulation of ethylene-activated signaling pathway; response to ethylene. The transcript is spliced from 3 exons. Gene Ontology annotation, cellular component: endoplasmic reticulum; Golgi apparatus. NCBI's taxonomy places the organism in Eukaryota, Viridiplantae, Streptophyta, Magnoliopsida, Sapindales, Anacardiaceae.
UUCUGAAUUGAAGUCAACCAAUGAAUCACAGACAAGAAAGAAAGAAAGAGAGUAUAACCAAACAUCAGCUAAUCCAGGACCAGCACAGACAAAAUCUCAAACAGGGUUACAUUAACCCGCUCACCAAACAAAUCCAGAAAUAUCAAAUGGAAUAAACGAAUUCGUUUAUCCCAGUCAGUCAAUCUGGCGCUUUGGAUCAACUCGUGGCUUUCAUCUUUCUUCCCAUUACGAAUUGAAGAACUUUGGCAAUGGAAGGUAAUCCAGACCCUGAGCACCGCAUGAUGAUUGAAGAAAGUUACCAACAAAGUAUGCAAAUUGAUCCAAGUAGAGCACGAUUUCCAUGCUGCAUCGUUUGGUCACCCCUUCCUGUCAUUUCCUGGCUGAUUCCUUUCAUUGGCCAUACUGGCAUAUGCAGAGAGGAUGGGGUGAUCCUGGACUUUGCAGGGCCUAACUUUGUGUGUGUAGACAGUUUUUCGUUUGGGGCAGCUACUCGAUACAUCCAGGUGAACAAGGAACAGCAGUGUUGUAUUUCUCCCUAUCUGUCUGCAUUGAAUGGUGAUGAUCAAUACCAGCCAAAUGAAUCAGGAAGAGACACAUUGACUUGGGAUGAUGCACUACGAAAGAGUACACAGGAGUUCCAACACCGAUCAUACGAUCUUUUUACUUGCAAUUGCCACUCCUUUGUAGCCAACAACCUGAACAGAUUAGGUUUUAAUUCUGGUGGGUGGAAUGUGGUGAACUUAGCUGCAUUUAUUUUCCUUAAGGGUCGUUGGGUGAGCUUUACAUCAAUAUUACGAACUUUGCUGCCAUUUAUUAUAGUAACCUUUCUUGGACUCACAUUUGGUGGCUUGACCUACAUCAAGUUCUUGGCAUUCUUCACCCUGCUUCUUGUUGGUUGGUUUCUUGUUGGUACUUACUGUUUCAAUAAUGUGAUCCAGUUAUAGCUUUCAUGUUCUUUGAUCAUCUUAAUGUAGAAGGCCUGUAGUUCAACACUUUACAUUCAUUGUUAUACAAUUGAUGUGAUCAGAGUAUACUUCGAGCAAUGUGAACUAUGACAUCUGAUUUUUAUUUAAACUUUGUGUUGUGUGCCUUCACUA